UGAAAGUGGGUGAAUCAGGAAGCUCACAUUGAAUAAACACCAUCUUCUGCACAUUAGGUUCUAAUUUUAGUUGUUGGAUAUUCAGUAAAUCUGAGAGUUUAAAACAGACAAUUCUGACACUUCAGAAAGGAAAAGGACGGAAAAUAAAGGUAUGUUCGGGUUAAUGUUUCAUAUUUUGAAGUUGUGCCAGCAUAUUGUUCACCAGAGUGAACUCCAUGAAUAAAGUUAGAUGAAGACACAGUCCACACUCGGACGCUCAGUUUAUGCUGACUGACUACACUUGUGAACUACACUGAAUAAAAAGUGUCAAAGCUUGGUGUGCUGUGCUGUCUGUUAGAAGUGGUGAGUAUAUACAAUCCUGUAAAGCAGCAGGCAGGUAUGUGGUGUUAAUCAGACUAAUCAGUCAUUAAUAUCUCAUACUGUUACAUGCAUUAACCGAGUGAUGUGAUUUCAGGCUGAAAAGGGUUAAAGAGGAAGAGGAAGGAAAUGGCAGAAUCUUCAUCAUCACAACAAAGAUGUGGCAGAAGAAAGAGUAUGGAUACAAAGGAAGAGUUUGCACGUGGCUCCAGCAGUCUCCUGUCUGAGGAUCAGUUCCUGUGUUCUAUCUGUCUGGAUGUAUUAACUGAUCCAGUCUCCACUCCAUGUGGACACAACUUCUGUAAAACCUGCCUUACACUGUACUGGAACAACACUGAACACUGUCACUGUCCAUUCUGUAAAGAGAAAUUCACCAAGAGACCUGAACUGAAGAUCAAUACAACACUGAGAGAGGUUGUGGACCACUUCAAGAAGAAAGGAGAUCUGGAUAAACCUGAGAUUAUUUGUGACGUCUGCACUAGCGUGGAAGUUAAGGCCCUGAAAUCCUGUCUGGAUUGUGGUGUUACUUACUGUAAAUCUCAUUUAGAGCCUCAUAAUAAUGUUCCAGUAUUUAAGGAACACAAGCUUAUAACCCCAGUGAAGAACCUGCAGGACUAUAUAUGCCAGAAGCAUGAGAGACCCCUGGAGCUGUUCUGCAGAGAUGACCAGACAUGUGUGUGUCUUUUCUGCACUGAAACAACCCACAAAAGUCACAAAACUGUUCCUAUAGAGGAGGAGAGUGGAGAGAAAAAGACAAAGCUGGGAAAGACACAGACAGAGUUGCAGCAGAUGAUACAAGACAGACUGAAGAAGAUCAAAGACAUCAAACACUCAGUAGAGCUCAGAAAAAGAAACACAGAGAAAGAGAAAGCAGACAGUGUUGAAGUCUUCACUGCUCUGAUGCGCUCCAUUGAGAGAAGCCAGGCUGAACUGCUUGAGGUGAUGGAGGAGAAGCAGAAAGCAGCAGAGAAGCAGGCUGAAGACCUCAUUAAAGAGCUGGAGCAGGAAAUCACAGAGCUAAAGAGGAGAGACACUGAGCUGGAGCAGCUCUCCCACACUGAGGACCACCUCCACCUCCUACAGAUUUACCCAUCACUGUGCAGACCUCCACACACCAAGAACUGGACUGACAUCAGUAUUGACCCUCAUCUGAGUGUAGAGACUGUGAGGAACACUCUGUCUGAACUUCAGAAGAGUCUGAAUGAGAAGAUGAGAGAGACAGAAUUAAAGAGGAUUCAGCAGUAUGCAGUGGAUGUGACUCUGGAUGCUGAUACAGCUCAUCACCAUCUCAUUCUGUCUGAUGAUGGAAAACAAGUGACAUGUGGAGACACAAUACAGAAUUUUCCUGACACCCCAAAUAGAUUUGAUAGAUGUCCCUGUGUCCUGGGAAAGGAGGGAUUCUCCUCAGGGAGAUUUUACUAUGAGGUGCAGGUCACGGGGAAGUCUGACUGGGAUUUAGGAGUGGUCAGAGAGUCCAUUAACAGGAAGGGGAAGAUUACACUGACCCCACAGAAUGGAUUCUGGACUGUGUGGUUGAGGAAUGGAGAUGAGUAUGAGGCUUGUGCUGGUCCCUCAGUCCUCCUCUCCCUGAGAGAGAAGCCCCAGAAGGUGGGGGUGUUUGUGGAUUAUGGGGAGGGUCUGGUUUCCUUUUAUGAUGUGGAGUCCAGAUCUCAUAUCUACUCUUUCACUGGUCAGUCUUUCACUGAGAAACUCUAUCCAAUCUUCAGUCCUGAUCUUAAUCAUGGAGGUAAAAACUCAGCUCCACUGAUCAUCUCACCCGUAUUUACGACCCGUAUUUAA
This is a messenger RNA of Colossoma macropomum (tambaqui), 2157 nucleotides long. RefSeq names its product E3 ubiquitin-protein ligase TRIM39-like. The transcript is spliced from 7 exons. Gene Ontology annotation, molecular function: protein binding; ubiquitin-protein transferase activity; zinc ion binding. The record is from RefSeq and is a predicted model, not a curated record. Lineage: Eukaryota; Metazoa; Chordata; Actinopteri; Characiformes; Serrasalmidae. The coding region runs from base 487 to 2157 and encodes 556 amino acids. Gene Ontology annotation, biological process: protein ubiquitination.